Fusarium coffeatum is the source of this 2523-nucleotide messenger RNA. RefSeq lists its product as uncharacterized. NCBI's taxonomy places the organism in Eukaryota, Fungi, Ascomycota, Sordariomycetes, Hypocreales, Nectriaceae. The transcript is spliced from 3 exons. Gene Ontology annotation, molecular function: DNA-binding transcription factor activity. The record is from RefSeq and is a predicted model, not a curated record. The coding region runs from base 1 to 2523 and encodes 840 amino acids.
AUGGAACCCAACAAACGACGCAAGCUUGCCCCAAAGGUCAACGCCACGACGCCUAGCAAGCCGCCGCCGCCUACACAAUUCCCCCACGAAUCGCCUCAACAGCAUUAUCCAGCUCAGGAGGCCGCUCCGGCACCCCUUUCCGAACGUCAUGACUUUGAGUCCUUUGCGCGACACCUUCAAGAUGCCGCUAUGCUUAUCCAAAGACAGACCGAGCGUCACCCAUACACCGAUGUCUCCGUUCUGCUAUUAAGAUGGGAAGAAGACGAGUCCGUCGAUGAGGAUUUAACUGCUCUCGAGCAGGUUCUUCAAAAACAGUACAAAUACAGAACUGAAAAAUGGCAUAUUCCCACAGUACCGAACCCAAGCAUUAAGCUCGGGGUUCAAAUGGCUUCUUUUCUCGAACACGCGAGAGCCAACCAUUUACUUAUCAUCUACUAUGCUGGCCACGGCUACGUAAGUUCUGAUGGCCAGCUUUUUUGGGCUUGCAAUGCCCGAGAAGAUGCCGCAAAACUAAAAUGGGAUGGUGUCCGUUGUCUGUUCGAGGACGCCCAGUCCGAUAUCUUGUUGUUGCUCGACACAUGCGCUAUACCGGACCCCCCAAUGGCCGGUAGUCAUGGUGUGAAGCAAGCCAUUGCGGCCUGCACAUCAGAUCGUAGUCCAGAUAGCAUAGAGAGGUCAUUUACGUCCAACUUGACCGAGGCGCUUCAAAAGCUCAGUAGUGGACGACCGUUCACAACACAGAGACUCCAUGAAGAAGUAUUAUCGCUGAAACAACAGCAGCAGCUGCUUCAAACUCCUCGGCAAACCAACGGAAGCACCUCAAAUGCGCAGUCGUCUCCACAAAAUCCAGUUUUCAUACCUCUAACUCCCGGAAAGGGUCAAAGUAUUGCUCUUGCGCCAAUGCCCUCAAGACCCCGAACUGGUUCGCAAAAUGGACAUGAUGCGGAUGGUCAGAAUAAUCGCGAAGAACAGCUGAUCGACCCAGAGUCUGUUGUCGACCUCAGGUUUGAAGAGCCCCGGGUGCUUGUUUGCACUACCUUUGUCGGUGAUGCAAGUCCGGAUAUGUCUUUUUUUUCUCAAUGGCUGCACAGUACGCCACCCCUCGGCGACAAGAUCGCUGUGGAAGGCAUGUUCCUUGGACCGCCUACUAUGCUUCUCAUAUCCAUGCCGCACUCGAUCUGGAACGUAGUGCAGCACGAUAAAGUCUGUUGCUUUUUGGGGUAUAUCAGCUCUCACAACAUGAUCCACCUCUACAACAGGUUAGUAGGUUCUUCUGGCAUCAAGCCAUCAGCCAGAGAAGUUGAGGAUGGCCGAAUUCUCCUCGAGGCAAGGGAUCACGCAUUUAGCACCCCUGCUCGUGUCCGGCGAGACGAAGGACAUUCUUUCCACACACCCGCCACAAGAGAAGCGCCCAACUCUGUCGAACGAAAAGAGUAUCCCCCGCAAGCCAGUCCUUCAGCCCAAGCAUACGCCAACUCAACAGGUAGCCAUGCCAAGCCCAAAGAUGAGGUGGAAGAUUCGGCAGAAAUGCAGGAAGCUGCUGAGCAACUGAAAGCCUUGAGCCACGUUCGUCACCCGAGUGACGAAAGCCAAAACAUCAACAGGCCUCGCACAAUUCUCCCUGACGGAAUGCCUGAAAUCAGACCAGAAGGAGAGAAUGACGAGCAUGGCAAUGGAGAUCCUCUAGCAACACUUCGCAACGUCAACGCUGCAGUCAAGCCUCCUCGGAGGUCUCUACCUAAGCAGGAUACUCGAUGCAAUCACUGUAGCCAUGCACCUUUUAAGGAUUCUUCUUCGUUGAGAAAGCAUAUCGCUGCAGCUCACACCAGGCCAUUUCCAUGUGCGUUCUCGUUUGCUGGCUGUACAAGUACUUUCGGGUCGAAAAAUGAGUGGAAGAGGCACAUUGCAUCACAACAUCUAUGCUUGCAAUACUAUCGCUGCUCUUCCUGCCCCCAGAGCACUGCUGAAGGCAAAGGGAACGAGUUUAACCGCAAAGAUUUGUUUACACAGCAUUUACGCCGCAUGCAUGCCCCUUUUCAAAUCAAGAGAGCGCUGGCUAAGGGAGACAGUAAGCUUCAGGCCGAGUGGGAUGCGCAUGUCAAAGAGAUGCAAGUGUCUUGUCUCGUGCAGCGCAGAUUGCCGCCUCAACGAUCAGCGUGCCCAAAACAGGGCUGUCAGAGUGUCUUUGAAGGCCCCUCCUCAUGGGACGAGUGGACUGAGCAUGUUGGUCGGCAUAUGGAAAAGGGAGAAGGCGGUGGCAAGCUCGGAGUAGAUGGCCUACUCGCCCAAUGGGCGCGGGACGAAGGCAUUAUUGAGCGUAAGGCAGAUGGCGAAUAUCGAUUGUCAACCAGUAACGGAAUGGGCGGAGGCAACAGUGGAGGUGUGCCUCCUGUUUUCGAGCAAAAAGAGUCGACCUUAACCUCUGUUUCGACACUGGAACCGUCACAGCCGGAGGAGUCCUUGAUCGUGGAGACAAACACAAAACCUCCAGAAGACAGAAUGGAGGUUGACGCUCCCGAGUAA